Molecule: messenger RNA, 3180 nt
Organism: Polyodon spathula (Mississippi paddlefish)
Lineage: Eukaryota; Metazoa; Chordata; Actinopteri; Acipenseriformes; Polyodontidae
Gene: mat1a
Product: methionine adenosyltransferase I, alpha
Exons: 9
Coding region: 126-1313 (395 amino acids)
Biological process (GO): S-adenosylmethionine biosynthetic process
Cellular component (GO): cytosol
Molecular function (GO): methionine adenosyltransferase activity; ATP binding
Source: RefSeq, a predicted model, not a curated record
UUGAGCCCUGAAGUUCUGUAAGAAGCAGCCAGGGCACAGACAGCAGCCUAGACUUCUGUUUGCAUUGCAGUAGACAGACAGCCUUUUGUUAUUACUCUUCAUACAGAAUAGAUAUUCCUUUCACAAUGAAUGGUCCAGUGGAUGGGUUAUUUGACUCCCAGCAUGACGACGGGUCAUUCAUGUUCACCUCAGAAUCUGUUGGGGAGGGACAUCCAGACAAGAUAUGUGACCAGAUCAGUGAUGCUGUGCUGGAUGCUCAUCUGAAGCAGGACCCAGAUGCAAAGGUGGCUUGUGAGACGGUGUGUAAGACAGGAAUGGUCCUGCUCUGUGGAGAGAUCACCUCUCGUGCUAACGUGGACUACCAGAAAGUGGUGAGAGACACCAUCAAACACAUUGGCUACGACGAUUCAGGAAAAGGCUUUGACUACAAGACCUGCAAUGUGCUGGUGGCUCUGGAGCAGCAGUCCCCUGAUAUUGCACAGGGGGUCCACCUGGACAGACACGAGGAAGAUAUCGGGGCAGGAGAUCAGGGUUUAAUGUUUGGCUACGCCACAGAUGAGACUGAGGAGUGCAUGCCCCUGACAAUCAUCCUGGCACACAAACUCAAUUCUAAAAUGUCAGAACUGAGACGCAAUGGCACCCUUCCUUGGCUCCGCCCUGACUCCAAAACUCAGGUGACUGUGCAGUACAGGCAGGAGAAGGGAGCGGUGAUCCCUGAGCGAGUCCACACCGUGGUCGUCUCCGUGCAGCAUGAUGACUGCAUCAAUCUGGAGGACAUGCAGAAGAUCCUCAAGGAGAAAGUGAUCAAGGCGGUUAUCCCGGCAAAGUACCUGGACGAGGAGACCAUCUACCACCUCCAGCCCAGCGGCCGCUUUGUCAUCGGAGGACCCCAGGGCGAUGCUGGCGUGACCGGGAGGAAGAUCAUCGUGGACACAUAUGGCGGCUGGGGUGCCCAUGGUGGUGGUGCUUUCUCUGGUAAAGAUUACACCAAGGUGGAUCGCUCGGCCGCAUACGCAGCCCGCUGGGUGGCCAAAUCACUGGUGAACGCCAAGCUGUGCAGGAGAGUUCUGGUUCAAGUCUCCUAUGCUAUCGGUGUCGCCACCCCGCUGUCGAUAUCUCUCUUCACGUAUGGAUCCUCUGACAAGUCUGAAAAAGAGCUGCUGAAAAUCCUACACAAGAACUUUGACCUCCGACCUGGUGUCAUUGUCAGGGACCUGGAUCUGAAGAAACCAAUCUAUCAAAAUACAGCGUGCUAUGGACACUUUGGAAGGAAGGAAUUCCCAUGGGAAGUCCCCAGGAAAAUGGAGUUUUGAUAUGACUCAUAGUUUUGGAAGACUUCACUGGGAGAAAAUCAGCUGUCACUCAAAAGUGGUGAAUGUAGGACACCAGCACCAUUCUUUAAUUGUUCCACUGAGACUCACAGGGGUGUGAUUCCAGACUAUUACUACAGUCUUAAAUGAGCUCCUGCUCUUCAGGACUUUUAAAGCAUAUGGAGGACGUGUAAUUGCAGCUCACAUGUUGAUGAAUCAAAUAUGAUUUGCAGUGAUUGCCAAUAACGUGCAUGCUUUUUAUUUUGUCCAAAAAAAACAAACAAACACAAAAAUUAUUUCCUUCUUGCUUCUGUAGCAAUCACCCUCGCCCUGUCCUUUCAUGGGGUUAAAAAAACACAUUGGGGCCAAUUUAGGGAAGGUGGUGCCGUUGGGUGUGAACAAGAAAUAAGUGCUGCAAGAAGGAAAUCUAGUUUCAGAAUUAGGACACUGGCUUCAGGGUACAGAAUGAAUAUAAAUGUUACAAACCAUUGUAUGUAAAUUAUUUCAUGUUUUAAUUGGGUUCUUUUUUUUUUUGGAGUGCUUUGUGAUCCUCUGGAUGUAUUGUUUGCAUUGUAUUGUAUUGUAUUGCAUUGUAUUGUAAAUCAUACAUUAGUAUUGGAGACAUAAGGAACAGAUUCAAGGAGCGCAUUUACAGCAGAUCCAAAGAGCAAAUAAAAAAGACAUGGCUGCUUCAAACCACUGCAAACCCAAUGCGCGCCCACAGUCUGCAAUGCACCCAGCAGGGUCCAGUGCUAAUACAGUAAACUGGGAAUGUGCUACCUUAAUACCUUUUAAUGCUCCGCAUGCAUAAGAAGUCAAACAUGACUUUUUCAUUUUCCCUGUUCAAUUGAAUAGGUCAGUGGUGCUGUCACAAUACACAUGCAUUGCACCUUGACUUGCUUCUCUAGUGCUUCUGAAAGCACAUCUUCUGUUAUCUAAAUGUUUGAAUCCAGUUUGUAAAUAGACCUGUAUCAGGGUUGGUGUUUAAGAAUGACUUUUCAAAACAGCAGACGUGACAAUAUUGAGAAUAUAGAUGGUAUCUGCUGUGUAAGCACAUUUCCUUUAUAUUUCUUGGCUUCCUUAUCUUUCCACUUUGAUAUUUUCAACGAUACAUUUAUGUCAGUAUGUGUAGCAUAGGCUGUGUCACAUGGGUCCUUUUUCACCUAGAUUAGUUUACCUGCAAACUACAAAGUUUCAACUUUUAAGUCUUAAGUGCGUUUUCAUAAUUGUUUUAAACUCACUUGCUGUACUGAAUAGGCUCUUGAUAUCUGUGAUGUCAAUGUUCCAGUUUGUAUAGAGUUUCUUUAUUAAAGUAACUACAGUUAUGGUCUGUUGGGUUGCAAUAUAUGAUUGGUGUCAAAUCAUUAAAUCACCAAAACUUUGCAGCAGAUGGCAGGAGAAUUCUAAUUUCACGAUGCACUGGAAAUGCCACCACCCUGUCCAGCCCAAUGCUUGUUUGUACUAAUGCGCUCUUAAAAACUGGGCUGAAGUGCAGAGUAAGCCUGGUGUGAUCAGAAGGCAUGUAACUGGCAGUUACCUUUAGGUACAACAUAAGCUCUUAUCUUGACCUGCAAUGAAAAAAAAACGUCAUCAUUUAAUGUGAUUUUAUUUAAAUAAGUAGUAACUUACUGUGUUGCUUAUCUGUGACUAAAUAAUGAGCUGAUUAAUGAAUGUUGCAAAAUACAUGAUUUUAAAGAGCCUGGAUGUUUUUUUGGAAGGGUGGCAGCUGGCAACGUACAGCAGGCCUGCCUGCCUUUCUGCAGUGUUGUUGGGGAUGAAAAUGCAAUGAAUAUUUUAAUGAUAACAUUUGUUGUGGUCAAUGUAAUAAACUUUGACCUAAUGAAACAAUAAAUGCCAGGUUUUCAUCUUA